Messenger RNA from Brenthis ino (lesser marbled fritillary), 2499 nucleotides. Lineage: Eukaryota; Metazoa; Arthropoda; Insecta; Lepidoptera; Nymphalidae. The record is from the annotation of a GenBank genome assembly.
AUGGUGAGCAAGCGCCGAAAACGAUAUGUGAAGGACGGCUUCAAUUUGGAUUUAGCAUAUAUAACAGACAGAAUAAUAGCAAUGGGAUUCCCAGCGGAGAAAUUAGAAGGUGUUUACAGGAACCACAUAGACGAAGUCUACAGGUUCCUAGAGCAGAUGCACAAAGGUCACUACAUGAUAUACAACCUAUGCGCGGAGAGGAAGUACGACGCACACAAAUUUCAUGACAGGGUGAAAAAAUUCGCGUUCGAGGAUCACGCACCACCGAAGAUCGAACAGAUACAGCCGUUUUGCGAGAGCGUACAUACGUGGCUCAACGAGGACUCGCGGAAUGUCGCCGCAGUACACUGUAAAGCUGGAAAAGGGAGGACAGGGACGAUGAUAUGUUGCUAUCUCUUAUACAGCGGGCAAAAGGCGACGGCGGACGAGGCUCUAAAAUUUUACGGCACCAAAAGAGCACACGAUGAAAAAGGUGUAACGAUCCCCUCGCAGCGUCGCUACGUGGAGUACUACGCGGCGCUCGUGCAGGGCCGGCUGACGUACCGCGCGACGCGCGUGCACGUGCGCGAGGUGCGCAUGACGCCGCCGCCCGCGCUCAACGGCGGCCAGUGCACGCUCGAGCUGGUCGUGUCGCAGGUGGAGCCGCAGUUUAAGGCGUCGCUCGGCAGCCACGAGCUGCGGCGGCACGAGGCGAGCGCGCGCGUGGCGCUGCAGGCGUGCACGCCGCUGCAGGGCGACGUGCGCGUGGACGUGUACUGCCGGCAGAAGAUGAUGAUGCGAAAGGAGAAGCUGUUCCACUUCUGGUUCAACACCUUCUUCGUGACCGCCUGCGUCGGCGCCGCGCCCGUGCCCGCGCCCACCGACAGUCCAAACUUAGAAACGUUCAAGUUGACACUGGACAAGUGGCAGCUGGACGACGCGCACAAAGACAAGCAACAUAAACUGUACAGUCCAGAGUUCAAGGUGGAGUUAAUAAUACAGAAGCAGCCAGAUUCGUCGACAUUCAGCACUCAGUCGCUGCGAGCGCCCUCCACCCCCUCCUCCGCGUCCACAUGCUCCGAGAACGACGAGCACUGGGACUCCGGUGAGGGCUUCUUGUGUACUGAGCCCGCGGGCGUGCACCCGCACUUAUAUACCCUCGCAUCCGACGCCAUUCUUGAUGACGUCACGCCUCCAUUGUAUCUCUCUACCGUGCCUCCUUUACAUGAGAGCGUAGGCUUCGGUGUAACGCCAGCUUUACAUAAUGAAGCUUUAGGUGUGACUCCGCCUUUAUACACGUUUGUGCCGACUCGAGAUGUACUCUCUGUGACGGACAGUGUGUUACCGCUUUUAUGUCCCAAAUAUCAGUCCGAUAGAACUAUAAGUGAAGCCUCGCCUCUAUAUUCGAUGUCAAAACAAGACUUGGCCAGUGUGACACCGGCUUUAUCAUAUCGAUCCGAUUGUAUGAAAUCCUCUUAUUCAGAUAAGUCAGUUUUUGAAGCGCCAUUAUUAUAUGCGCCGUGUAAAAGCAAACAGUAUAGCGUGACAACUUUAGCCAACGAAAGUAUACUGACCGGUGUAGUACCGGCUUUAUCUAAUAGUAGUGUUAGGGAUAAAUCUCUAUGUCCAUACAACUAUAGUCACCAUAAAAUAUCCCAAGCGAAUAUUCCCGAUGUAAGCGAAAGUUUUGAGAGUAAAACUUCAUAUAGUUUUAGUAAAAAUCCGUCUGAAACACCCUUAUAUUUCGUACCUUUUAAUAACGUUUUAUGUAAAAAAUUACAUGCACUAUGUAAUGUACAAUGCUCUGGUAAAGAACAGGCGUGUUCAAAUAUAUAUAAGAAAAAUUAUAAAAGUCCGUCUAAUAAUUUAGAUCAAAAUACUAAAGAUUCGGAAUUACCUUAUGUAAAUAUUCUUUGUGGUCACGACGCCCACAGACAAUAUAUGUGUAAAAAUAAAAACUCUGAUAAAAACAGCGAAAUUAGUGAUAACGAUAGUUUAAGUAUAUCCCAUACUGAUAGGUGUGGAGGUUUGUGUAAAUAUAAGAGAAGUUCUGAUAGCGAUAUGUAUGAAAUGCUCCACACUACAGAACUAUGCCAUAAAAAACCAAACUGUCUACAUGUAGAUGAACUAUCAAAACCACCCAUACACAAUUCUAGUAUAGACCCGUACCAUGAAACUGAGAGUUCUACGAAUAACAAAGUAUACCCCAAUGGAAAUAAACAUACUACAGAUCUAUAUGUCGACAAUCAAAAUUAUCCUAUUGACCUUGAUUAUCCUGUCAAUAACGACAUAUAUCUACCCAUAGACAAGAAUUUUCCGGAAAAAAAUACUAAUGCGGAAUUUCUCGAAAAUAAACCCGAAAAUUCGACUGAAUGUGAUCCGACUAAAAGUAAAAAUGAUAAGAAAGAUAAAAAAUGUAAAGAUAUGUCCAAAGCUAGACUUUUAGGCGAUAUGAGAGCGUCUUGGAGGGAGUUUAGUGGAAAAUUUGGGGAGAAUAGAAAAAAGAAACACAAAGAUGAU